UCUGUGCACUUUAACCUCUUCUCUCUUUGGCAAAUAUUUGCCUUGUUUCUACCCUAAAGUAGUCUGAGCGUUGCUUUUGAAGAGGGAAGAUGUCCAGAAAUCACAGGCUGCUGGUGAAAAAUGCCAAGCAGGUUGUUUUAAUCUGCAACAACGGGGAGAAAUUCCUGACCAGGCCUGGGAUGAACAACCUGAGUGUGAUCGAAAACGCCAGCGUUGUCGUUGGCAGUGAUGGUCUGAUUAAAGCUGUGGGUCCUGCAGAAACCAUCAGCGCUCGGUACUCUGAGUCCUCCUUCGAUAACGUGAUUGAUGCAGCAGGGAUGUGUGUUCUUCCUGGGCUUGUUGAUGCUCACACUCAUCCAGUCUGGGCUGGAGACAGAGUUCAUGAAUUUGUAAUGAAGCUAGCCGGAGCCAGCUACAUGGAGGUGCACCGCGCCGGAGGAGGGAUCCACUACACGGUGGAGCACACUCGGGCCGCCGCCGCCUCCGACCUGCUGUCCUCCCUGAGGAACCGGCUGCAGCGGAUGCAGCGAGCCGGAACCACUCUGGUGGAGUGCAAGAGCGGAUACGGCCUGGAACUCCAGACGGAGCUGAAGAUGCUGGAGGUGAUCGAGGAAGCGAGCAGGUCGCUUCCCAUCAGCAUCUCCUCCACCUACUGUGGAGCCCACGCUGUGCCCAAAGGGAAGACGGUGGCAGAAGCCACAGAGGACGUCCUGCAGGUCCAGCUGCCUGCGCUGAAGGAUCUGAUGUCGGCCGGGAGGCUGAAGGUCCAAAACAUCGACGUUUUCUGUGAACAGGGAGUUUUUGAUCUGGACUCGACGCGCGCCGUCCUGCUGGCUGGGAAAGAAAUGGGGCUCAACAUCAAUUUCCAUGGAGACGAGCUGCAUCCCAUGAACGCUGCAAAGAUGGGAGCGGACCUCGGAGCGUUGGCCAUCAGCCAUCUUGAGGAGGUCACCGACGAAGGGAUCGUCGCCAUGGCGCAAUCGAAAACCGCCGCCGUCCUCCUGCCGACCACGGCUUACAUCCUACGGCUGCCGCAGCCUCGGGCCAGAGACAUGCUGGAGGCCGGCGUGAUCGUCGCCCUCGGCAGCGACUUCAACCCCAACGCUUACUGCUGCUCCAUGCCGGUCGUGAUGCAUCUGGCCUGCGUCAACAUGAGGAUGUCCAUGACUGAGGCUCUGGCUGCCGCCACCAUCAACGCCGCGUACGCGCUCGGCCGCUCCCACACGCACGGAUCCCUGGAGGUGAACAAACACGGAGACCUGCUGGUCCUGAACGCAACACGGUGGGAGCACCUGAUUUACCAGCUGGGCGGCCAUCAGGAGCUCAUCCGCUAUGUCGUCAUCAGAGGAAAUAUUGUGUACGAUAAUGACAAAACCCUUGACCUCUGACCCCGAAGGAACUCCCAGCAGAGGUGAAUUGGGUCUGGAUCUACAUCCAUGUUGUGCUGCUGGAACAUGAUUUAAACGUCCCAGUUCUGAAAAGUUCCAUAUUUCCAGACUAUGAAUCACUUUUUUCAUCAAAAUGUUCCUGAUAAAGCAUCGUCAAUAAAAACAUCCAUGCUUCUUGUA
Molecule: messenger RNA, 1568 nt
Organism: Poeciliopsis prolifica (blackstripe livebearer)
Lineage: Eukaryota; Metazoa; Chordata; Actinopteri; Cyprinodontiformes; Poeciliidae
Gene: amdhd1
Product: amidohydrolase domain containing 1
Exons: 10
Coding region: 90-1388 (432 amino acids)
Cellular component (GO): cytoplasm
Molecular function (GO): imidazolonepropionase activity
Source: RefSeq, a predicted model, not a curated record